CGAGUACGAAAGAAGGAACCUGGGUCGUUUGGAAGGUUGGGGCGUCGCUUGGCAGAAGGCAGCGCCAGGGUGCUUAUAAGUUCAAGCGACAUUAGCAAGAGCUGCUAUUGUGGGAGCUGGUGCAGGGCUUCUCGUGCUACCCUCAGGGUCAAGGCAGCCAAGAGUCCUGGCAAACACCACCUCCAUCAGGUUUAGGAAGUUUUAGGGCUCUGGCGAAAGUUUUUUCAAUUCUAGGAAGUUCGCUGAGUUCCUCAAAAGCAUUCCUUGGGAAGGUUCAGCAUGGCCCUGUCCUGCAGGCUGCUCCCCUCCCAUAGUCUGGCGCAUGCGUGUCCCCGCGCGCAGUAUGAUAGGACUCAGUCGGUGGGGACAGGUGGGAGGGUGCCGGGGGUUGCACCGUUGCUGAGAAGCAAUUUUGUGUCUCCUUACGUGAGCAGCUCAAUGCAGAGUCAGUUUGCUGGGAGCAAUCCGUCACUCGCAAAGCGAUGCCAGCAGAGGAGGCCCAGCAGCAAGAGGGCCGUCCGGGGUCCGGUAGAGAUGGUCAUCCCAUUCCAACGGGGAGACGCUCUGCAGCAGCCGCCCCCCGACCUCGCUUCCUACCUCUUCAAGAACCGCAUCGUGUACAUUGGCAUGUCGCUGGUGCCCGCCGUGACGGAGCUCCUGGUGGCCGAGCUGCUGUAUCUGCAGUACGACGAUCCCAAGAAGCCCAUUUAUAUGUAUAUUAACUCCACUGGAACAACCAAGGAUGGAGAGAAGUUGGGCUACGAGACAGAGGCGUUUGCCAUAUACGACACCAUGAUGUAUGUGAAGAACCAGAUCUACACUCUGGCAGUGGGCAGUGCGUGGGGUGAGGCGGCUUUCUUGCUGGCAGCUGGCGCAAAAGGCAACCGGGCAGCGCUGCCGUCAGCCACAAUCAUGAUUAAGCAGCCAGUCGCCCAGUUCCAGGGGCAGGCCACCGACAUUGACAACCAGCGGAAGGAGGUGCGGCGGACAAAGAACCAGCUGAUUGAAAUUUUAGCGAAACAUACGAGGCACACCCCGGAGGAGAUCGACCUGGCCAUCUCGCGGCCAAAAUACAUGAGCCCACAACAAGCGGUGGAGUUCAACAUCAUCGACAAGGUUAUUGACCCAAAGAACCAAGCCAAGGGGGAUGGCGUGGUGGAAUCACUCCGGAGAUCGCGACUGCCUACGUGAGCUUUGGGCUGUUGGUCGCGCUUGGAUCUAGGAACAUUUGCAGGUAUCCGAACCUUCUUUACCCAACUUAUUGAACAGCCCUUGCCUAUACUUGGACCCGGAAAACGAGUGCACAGAAGCCUCGUGCCAAAUUGACUUGCAGUUGGAGGUUGUGGCAUAGGAUACGGUGAGAUUCAACGGAAGAAAAGUGCGCUUGAAUAGAUACCGUACACAGACUUGAGACACAGUGUGCCCGCACCCAAUAUAAUCUGGACAUCUGAUUGUCGCCAUUGCUUCCUUACGCACUCUGGAAGACUGAUUGGUUGUAGGCCUGAGCUUUCCCUGCCGGGAUCAUUCGUGGCCCAGAAUUCUUG
Klebsormidium nitens is the source of this 1544-nucleotide messenger RNA. The record is from the annotation of a GenBank genome assembly. Lineage: Eukaryota; Viridiplantae; Streptophyta; Klebsormidiophyceae; Klebsormidiales; Klebsormidiaceae.